UUACACCUCUUCGACCUGCAGAACGCAUAUGACAUCAGAUCGUCGGAGAGAGAGAUGGGUUUGGAGUCAGUUAAGAGAUGGUUGGAGAGAGGAGAUGGCGACAGUGAGAAUACUCCAAUUCCUCUGCCUCCCAGACUCAUCGACUCGCUCGUCGCUCAAGGCAUCAAAUUCGAUCUGGUCGAACCUGGUCGAGUUGUCUGCUCCAUGAAAGUCCCUCCUCGUCUGGUGAAUUCUCGUAAUUUACUGCAUGGCGGGGCGACGGCGUCGCUAAUUGAUUUCGUGGGUGCUGCCGUAAUCUUCAGCGCUGGAGCUGUAAACAAUGGUGUUUCUUUAGAGAUUAACGUGUCUUACUUGGAUAAUGCGCUUGCCAACGUGAGUACCUUCUCUGUUUCUUUGUUUCCUUUAAAACUGUUUUACUUGAAUUUAGGUUUUAUAUUGUUUCUUGUUUUUGUUAUGGUAAUUGAAUUUGGUGAACAGUGA
Messenger RNA from Nelumbo nucifera (sacred lotus), 480 nucleotides. The record is from RefSeq and is a predicted model, not a curated record. NCBI's taxonomy places the organism in Eukaryota, Viridiplantae, Streptophyta, Magnoliopsida, Proteales, Nelumbonaceae.